CUUUGAAAGCUGAAAGACUUGACAUUGAAUCUGGGGUCCCGACAUAGUCACUAGCGUCUUUGAUCAAGCUCAAGUGCCAUGGCUUUGUCUUGUCAUCGUUGUUCAGAGCCCAACAAGGGUCCCUCUAAGUUUCUUUUAAAGUGCAGAGACUGCAAGAGAGGUUGGCAUCAUAGAUGUCACAUCCCUCUCAUUGAAGACGCUGAACUCGUUGAGCUUAUCCGUCUCACAAACGCGGGCGAUCACGAUAACGGCCUCGCUGGCUGGAGAUGCAAACGUUGUAAGAAGGCUGAGACGAGCAGCAGAACCGCAGCAGAGCAGCUCAGACCGAAACAGGAUGUCAGCGAACCACUCCCUUCUGCUCAGGCGCAGGGGCUUGCACUUUGGAAGGACGAGAGAGAAGUCGACGCUAACCUUACAACUCGGAGCGCCGGGCAAGCAUCGAACAUCGAGGCAACCGCCCAGGUAUUCCACGAUGUCAAAGGCACACAACUCAACGACCAUGGCAAUCGGUACCAACAACAGCAGGACAGUCAUACGGAUAGUCAGAUGAGAAAUUUAGCUAACGAUCUACUUCCGAGAACUGCAGUUCAAAGGCUCCAAAUGAAACGUGUGCUUCAAGAGCAGCAUCGUGAUCACCCCAGAGUUGACCGUCCCAAUCCCCUUCCCUUGGAGCUCUGUCUAGAUCAGACCGCUGCGCCUCUCAAAUACGCCCGUGCUCCCGAUGGAAAGAAGGUUGUCUCGAUCGGGCAUCCAUCCAGAGUGGAACAGCCUAAAACUAUGAACCACGUAACUCCUUCACACAUAGAAAAACAUGACGCAGGAAAAGAAGAUUCACCUCCCACUGCCUCUCGCUCUGUUACCUUGGCUCUCCGAAAGGGCUAUCCGCUCUCCAUUCACUUCACGGCCUGAUCUAGAGGAGGAAAUCGAUCGUUGUGAUACGAUGGUGAAGACUGAGAGUAACGAGCAGGAAACUCUGGAUGAUGACAGUAGUUUCACUCCCAUUCUAUCUAGUUCGGAAAUACUUAAGGAGCAGCAAGGAGGUUCCGUGACCGAGGAGGGCCGCCAGACGAUUCAGCGACGAGAACUGAGCAAA
Messenger RNA from Suillus paluster, 1093 nucleotides. RefSeq lists its product as uncharacterized. NCBI's taxonomy places the organism in Eukaryota, Fungi, Basidiomycota, Agaricomycetes, Boletales, Suillaceae. Bases 79 to 909 code for a protein of 276 amino acids. The record is from RefSeq and is a predicted model, not a curated record. The transcript has 4 exons.